ACCCUGAACCGCGGGGACAAGAGAACAGACAAGAGAAGAAGAGACGUGGGGCGAAAGAGAAAAGAAGUAAGAGAAUAAAAAAAGGAGACAGAAAACAGAAAAUUAAGAAAAGCACACGAGGAAGACGCGAGGAUGUAAUGUUGGAUUGUUUCGUGUCUCUUUGUCACUUGAUCCUUUUUUUUUUUACUAUAGUCAGAGGCCUCCAUUGUGGUAAAUGCAUUGGGAGAAGCCUCGGUGUCCCCUCGGGAGGAAAUAGUGGAAGUUGGAAGCCGAUAAAAAGAGACUCCAAAAGUGAACUUGAUUAGAUAUCUCGAACUGAACUGGACCAUAAAAAGAAACUAAAAGUCAAAGGAAAACUGUGAAGUGAGAGUGAACAUAAAUGAGUGAGUGAUAACACCUGCAUUGGCGUGAGAGGUCUUUCAGAGAAUAAAACAAACGGACAGAAACAGUUAAACCAGCCUCCAGAAAAGCGAGGAGAAGGCAAGACAAGAUGACAGGAAGGCGGAAAGUGUCAGCCGAGUGGAAAAAGAGAGUGAAGAGCGAGUACACGCGGCUUAGGUCCCUCAAGAAGUUCAAAAGGGCUGACGAGAUCAAGGCGGCGUGGAACCAGAACAGGGCUCACCUCAAUGAGUUACUGGAGCAGGAAGACCAAACGAUGAUAGGGAUGGGGCCAGUGUGGGUGUGCUCUGUGGAGGCCCCCCCACACCAGGCAGUCAUGAGAAGAACCCAUGUGACCUCCUCCAGCUCCGAGCCCCUCUCUGUCCCCAUCAGGACCAUCAGUGCCGUUAAUCCCAUACCCACCAUGUACACUUGGGCCCCACUCCAGCAGAAUUUCAUGGUUGAAGACGAGACUGUCCUGCACAAUAUCCCGUACAUGGGGGAUGAAGUGCUUGACCAGGAUGGCAAAUUCAUCGAGGAGCUCAUACGUAAUUAUGAUGGAAAAGUUCACGGAGACCGAGAGACUGGAUUUAUUGAUGAUGAGAUAUUUGUGGAACUUGUCGAUACUCUUGUACAGCAGUAUCAGAAGAAAGACGAGAAGAAGGAAAAGCCUGAACGGAGAUCUAGCAUCAGGAAGGAGAACAAAACAAAGGAAAAAGAAGAUGAUGAGGAAGAGGAGGAAGAAGAGGAGGAAGAGGAGGAGGAAGAGGAAGAUCAGGAGGAAGAGGAAGAGAUUGAUGGUCAGAAAGAGGAGGAUGGAACUGACAGCUCUAGUGCUGUAGGAAAGAGGGACUUUCCAUGCUUCGCCAUUUUCCAAGCCAUUUCGGCACUAUUUCCGGACAAAGGCUCACCAGAGGAACUCAGAGAAAAGUACAUAGAGUUAACCGAUCCGACUGCCCUGCCGCCAGAGUGCACACCCAACAUUGAUGGGCCGAGUGCUGAAAGUGUACCCCAGGAACAGACGAUGCACUCCUUCCACACACUUUUCUGCCGGCGGUGCUUCAAAUACGACUGCUUCCUCCACCUGGACAGCCUACAAGCGAAGCUGGCCGAUCACAGUGACCCCAGCAGCCUUGGGACGUGGCUUGGUGCAGAGGCGUCGAUGUUCCGUGUGCUGCACAAGGUGUUUCUGAACAACUACUGUGCCAUAUCGCAAGCCAUCCUCACCAAGACAUGCCAGCAGGUGUACUAUUUUGCACAAAAAGAAGCAACAGAUUUGCCUGCUGAUGCAAGUGUCAAAGAUAACACACCACCUCGCAAGAAGAAGAAGAAGCAUCGCUUGUGGUCAAUGCACUGUAGAAAGAUUCAGCUUAAGAAGGACUCUUCAAGCAAUCAUGUAUACAAUUAUUCUCCAUGUGACCACCCAAAUCAGCCCUGCGAUCACAACUGUGGCUGCGUUAUGACGCAGAACUUCUGUGAGAAAUUCUGUAAUUGCAGUCCUGAUUGCCAAAACAGAUUUCCUGGUUGUCGGUGCAAGGCCUCAUGCAACACAAAGCAGUGUCCAUGCUUUCUAGCUGUGCGUGAGUGUGACCCAGACCUUUGUGUCACUUGUGGAGCCCAUGAAUUCUCAGUUAGUAAGAUCACCUGCAAGAAUGUAUCCGUGCAGCGGGGAUUGCACAAACACCUCCUGAUGGCUCCCUCGGAUGUAGCAGGCUGGGGCAUCUACCUCAAAGACUCUGCACAAAAGAAUGAGUUUAUAUCUGAAUACUGUGGGGAAAUAAUAUCUCAAGAUGAGGCGGACCGCCGUGGCAAAGUCUACGACAAGUAUAUGUGCUCCUUCCUUUUUAAUUUGAAUAAUGAUUUCGUGGUUGAUGCAACACGCAAGGGGAAUAAGAUCCGCUUUGCAAAUCACUCCAUUAAUCCAAACUGUUAUGCUAAAGUCAUGAUGGUUAAUGGUGACCAUCGCAUUGGCAUAUUUGCAAAAAGGCAUAUUCAAUCUGGCGAGGAACUGUUCUUUGACUACAGAUAUGGACCAACAGAACAGCUAAAAUUUGUCGGCAUUGAAAGGGAAAUGGAGUUCCUUUAAUGAUGGCCAAUAAUCUAAAUCUUUACGUACCUAAGGUGAAAAAAGAAAAUCACUGUUAUUUAAGCCAUAUCACUGUUUUGUAUGAUUUUCUUUUUCCUUUCCUGUAAACAUAGAUGGGAAGGUAUUAAUAUUGUGCUGCUAUACUGUAUAUUUCUAUUGCCUGUCGAGAUCCAAAGAGAAACCUGUAUGUAAUCGUGAAAAAUUAGGCUUUUGGACUGUGAUGGUAUUUUGACUAAUCUUUACUGAUUUCCUCAUUUUAUAUAUUUAUACAUAAGCUUGCUGAGUAUUUUGACACUUUGUUGUUGAAUGAUAGUUGAUGAAUAGGAAAAAAAAAAAAAAGUAUGAUAGUGGUUUUUAGAAUUGAUUAUUAUUUUGGAAUCCAUUAAUGAAAAGCAUGAAUUGAUGUCAUUUCAAAAACAAGAGAAAUGGAGAAUAUUUAGAAAAUUUAUGAAAAAAGGAAAAAAAAAAUAACAAUUUGAAAACAUGUAAAGGAAACUUAAGAAAAGAAGGAUAAAAAUUUAAAAGAAAUAAAAAAAAGAAGAAAUGAGAUAAAAUACUUUACGCUGUACUUAAUGAUAGAUGAAAUCAAGUAUAUUGAUUGUAUUAGAUGUGUACAUGCGUAUGGAAGUACUAUUAGUAUACUGUGCUUUUGGUAUAAGUUAUAUCCUGUUUUGUAAUCUGUAGGUUUUGGUAAGAGAAAAAGAGGAAAAUGUAAAAGGUGGAUUUAAUUAACAUUUUUCUUUUUUAACAGUACUAUGAAGGACCCUGUUUCAAGGUCUGGAUUUUGUCUUCGUUCUCUCAAUGAUAUGCUGUUGAUAUUUAUGUUUCUGUUUUAUUUAUUUACUUUUUUUUAAGCAAAUUGAUGAAAGUUAUACUUCCUUUCAGUAUACCUGUCAAGUAUAACAUGUAUAUUCUGUGCUACAGGAUAAAGGUAUUCUCAUGAAUAUGCUAUUCACAUCUGUGUUGCUGUUUGAAACUUUUUCUUUUCUUUUUUCUUUUAGACCAUUCAGAAUGUAAAUAUGCCUUUCUCUAGUGUAGCCUUCAUUUAAGGUAUGUCAGUUUUACUGGUACAGGAACCCUAAUUUAUUUUAGUUUCAGUCGAUAUUUUUUCUUUUUUCUUUUUACAGUUUUGUUAGGAUGUCAGUACAUGAAAUACAUAUAUUUACACAAGUAAGAGUGAGCUAGAUUGAAUGUGGAAGUUAUCGUGUACAAAGAUUUUUUAAAGAAGCUCUUGUAUUUUCUGAUUGUACUCAUGCAUCCAUACUUAUGCAAAUGCUUAGCUUUGUGAGGAUGCAUGUCUAUAUGCUGAUAUACAUAAUGUACAAAUAUGUGCACUAUAAAGCACAUGCUCAUAUACCUGUGUUUAUCAUUUCUUUAUUUACAUGUACAUAGAUUAAAAAAAAGAAAAAAAAAAAAGAAAAUAAAUUGACAUUUUGUAUGUACAACAAUAAAUUAUGUUAGGAAAGAAAAGAAAUUGCCACCUUAUGAUGAGUUUGUCUUAAUUUGUUAGAACUGAGAAGUUCCAUAGGACCAUAUUUAAUUUUUAAAAUUACAAAACUUGUAUCAGCUACAAAAAUAAAGCAAAAAAAUAGUUAUUUUUACAGUUAUGUAUUAGUAUAGUGCAGUUGAUGAGAAGACUGACUUAAAAAAAAAAAAAAAAAAAGUUCAUACUGAUUGAACUCUGAAAUAAAAAAAAAAAUAGCAUUGGCUAUCUAAAACAAAACAAAACAAAAAACAUUCCAGUCAGUUUCCUUCCAAUGUACAAGCCAGUAUUGCUAACAGUAGGAUUUCUUGUCUAAAAAAUUGGCAGUAUUCAUAAUUUUCUUUGCAAAUAUUUUUUUUUUUUCCUAAUCCCCCAUACCUGUUUUAAAAUAGUAAUUUCAGAUCUAGUAAAUCCAAGGGCAGCAGGUUUUUUUUUCAGCACUUCAUUCCUUUCUUGUGUAUCAUAUGUUCCAGUCUUGUUAGGGCCUGGUAUAGUAGAGUGUUACGUAGACGCUUUAUCAUUAAGGAAAUGAACUCCAGAGAAGAUCAGGGUUAAUAUCUCUUGUAUGAUAAAUUUGUUACACAUGUGAGGAGAGAAUGUAAGUUCAUGUGCAUAAUGAUCGAAAAAGCAAGAAGAAAAUGGAAUGUGUUUAAGGUUAAUAACAAUAUUUAAUUUUUUUUCCCCCCCCAAACCUACAAAGACCCCCCCCUGUAUGAUGCCAGCUCACAAACAUGGACCUGAAAGGUCACCAAACUGUAUCUGUUUCUGCUGUAGCUCCUGGGUGGCUAACGAUGUUGCCUGUGGUAGCAUGUAGACAAUUCCUUUCCAAUAGGUUUUUGGCAUUAUCAACAUGUUAUAAUAUUAAAAAGUAUUAUCUACAAAA
Penaeus chinensis is the source of this 4830-nucleotide messenger RNA. RefSeq names its product histone-lysine N-methyltransferase E(z)-like (gene E(z)). Gene Ontology annotation, biological process: chromatin remodeling. The record is from RefSeq and is a predicted model, not a curated record. Gene Ontology annotation, molecular function: histone H3K27 methyltransferase activity; protein binding. Lineage: Eukaryota; Metazoa; Arthropoda; Malacostraca; Decapoda; Penaeidae.